GCCCACCUCCCGCCUCCCACCUCCAGGCGUUCUCGUGUGAUUGGGGUAGGCUCUGACCUGAGCGUCAGGACUUUGAAAACUUCCCCGGAUGAUUCCGAUGUGCUGCGGAGUUUGGGAUCCGCCGCCCGGGACCAAAAUCACACGCCCCCGGCCCUGCCCCCGAGUUCCCCAGCGCUCGAGAUGAGGCCCCGGAUGCUGCCUGUGUCCUUCGGGGAGAGCAUUGAGGUGCACCCGGAGCCCACGCACGAGAUCCGCUGCAACUCCGAGGUCAAGUACGCCUCCGAGAGGCACUUCCGGGACAAUGUCUUCUACGCGCCCGUGCCCACGGUCACGGCCUACAGCGAGACCAUCGUGGCGGCGCCCAACUGCACGUGGCGCAACUACCGCAGCCAGCUGACCCUGGAGCCGCGGCCCCGCGCCCUGCACUUCCGCAGCACCACCAUCAUCUUCCCCAAGCGCGCCAGGAACACUUUCCGGACCACCCUGCACUGCAGCCUGGGCCGGCCCAGCCGCCGGUUCACGUCCAGCGUGCAGCUCCAGCUCCUCCUGGGGCCCGCGGCGCUCUGACGGGGCGGGGCCGCCCACCCCCGACCCCGCAGCGACCUUGGGCUGGGGGGGGCCCCAAGGACGGACCGCGUGGCUCAGCCUGGAGCCGGGCACGAGGGAGGUGGGGUGGACUCGGUGAACACUUCUGUUCCGUGGGCACGACAGCGGGGGACGCGGCAUGGGCGUGGCUCCCCGAAGCGCUCCGGGCCGGGGCGGGGGGAGGGGCUUGCGGUAGGUUGGGUGCCCCCCCCCCCGCCCCUCCCGGGGGUCCCCGAGAGAGGAAGGCGUGCGACCGCGGCGGGCCCUUAGGGCGGAGACCAGCCUCGGUCGGAGGGACUGGCGCCGCCCCCCGAGACCCCGGCCACCCCGUCUGACCGGGGCUGGUGGCCUGGCUCCCAGGCCACGUGCCGUCCAGACACCUGGCUUCCUGGGAAGAGGGGUCUCCAGAGCGGGCCUUCCGCUGGGCGCGCAGCUCGGCUAGAGGCCCGGGCCGAGCGCCCUCUGGUGGCGGCUGAGCCAGGAGGGCGGGCAAAGGCCCCCGCCGUGAGGCCAGGGGCCAGCGCUGGUAGAGACCUUGCCGGAGCUGUUGGCCGUGUGCCGGGGCAGAGGCUUUCGGGCACGGCCCGCCUGAAUUGAGGCCUUGGCGCUCCGCGUCGGGAGCCUCGCCCCCAGGGCGUCCCUGCUAACCUCUGUCCGCGCAACCUCUCCAGGAUCAGGACUCUCGCGCCAGAGCCUUCCCGCCAGGCGCCAAGGGGAGGCAUCGAAGCUCUCGGAACGUCCGCCGUCACCUGCGUGGGGCUCCGGGCCCAGCUGCUUAAAGAGAUGCCGUGGCGGUAGCUGCCCUGGGUCAGGCCGCCCGGUUCCACACGCGGUGAUUCCACACGCGCUGUCCCCAGUGCUGCUGGGCCCCCGUCGCACGUGCUGCCAGGGCAGGCGGGGAGCCAGGGGCCACGGUCUGGUGCUGCCCCGGACGGGUGCCCCAGAAACUCCCCAGUGUGGCCUCGGAGGGGCCCUCUGGCCUGAAUGGACCCAAUGGGUAAGGGGACUCCCCUCCCACGCCCUUGUUCAUCCCCCGCGACGGGGGCAGAAAGGCUCUCCCACGUGGUGGGGGUGGGGGUGAGAGAACAACCCGGAGCCUACGUCCAAGAGAGGCAAGUGCCUGAUCUAUUUUUGUAUAUCUACACCCGGUGCAUGUUCUCUCCAGAGAGUCCGAUUAACAAAAAUAACUUAAGAACUUGAUUGAUUAUCUUAAUAAAACGUGCAGACCCAGA
This is a messenger RNA of Herpailurus yagouaroundi (jaguarundi), 1817 nucleotides long. RefSeq names its product refilin A (gene RFLNA). Gene Ontology annotation, molecular function: filamin binding. The record is from RefSeq and is a predicted model, not a curated record. Gene Ontology annotation, cellular component: actin filament bundle. The transcript is spliced from 3 exons. NCBI's taxonomy places the organism in Eukaryota, Metazoa, Chordata, Mammalia, Carnivora, Felidae. Gene Ontology annotation, biological process: skeletal system morphogenesis; negative regulation of chondrocyte development; actin filament bundle organization. Bases 181 to 567 code for a protein of 128 amino acids.